This is a messenger RNA of Bursaphelenchus xylophilus (pine wood nematode), 3569 nucleotides long. Lineage: Eukaryota; Metazoa; Nematoda; Chromadorea; Rhabditida; Aphelenchoididae. The record is from the annotation of a GenBank genome assembly.
AUGUCGGCCUUCUUAUGGCUAGCCAUUUUCCUCCCAGCGGUCUGUGCGCUCCGACCUUCGCGGGAAGUUCAUACGGAACAAGGCACAGUGCAGGGAUUUGUGGAGACUUCCAACCAAAAAGAUGUCGAGAUUUUCUUGGGAAUCCCGUAUGCGGAGGCCCCGAUCAGCAAAGAGGACUGGUUUGCGGUGAGUAAAAAUUAAUUUACGGGUUUAGAGGAAUGUCCAUUUUUUUCGUAAUUUGCAUAAUUUUCAAUUUUAAAUAAAAAAUGGCAUAAUUUUUUGGAAAACAGUAAAAUUUAUGAUACAGAUGAUCCAUAAAGAAAUAUUUGGGAUUUUGGAAAAUUUGCAUUAAUUAAAAAAUUUGCAUAAAUAAAAAAUUUGCACAAUUUUAUGGAAAAACUAAAAAUUACAGGUAUUGGGAGCGCUAAUAAAAAACUUCUUUUAAUGCUUUUUGCAAAAUUUUUAACAUAUAUUUUUAAAAUUUGCAUAAUUUUCUAAAAUUUGCAUAAUUUCAAAAAUCGCUGAAAAUUGUUCCAAAACACUCCAGUGUAAAUAAAAAUAAUUUUCAGCCCUCAAAACCAGCCCUGCAUUGGACAGGAGUCAGAAACACCUCUGAAUUUGCUCCAUCUUGUUGGUUUCCAAAUGCACGCGAUCUUAAUAACGGACAGUCACUGGAUUGCCUCUACUUGAAUGUGUUUGCACCCUCAUGGUCGGUAAGCAACUUAUUUAUUCUGUUUUUCGUCAAAAUCAUGGAUUUCGCACUGUGCAAUUCUUGAUUUUUUUUGCACUGUGCAGUCUAUUUUUGAAAACGCACGGCGCAGCCAAAUCUUAGAUAAUCUAAUGGCAAAUUUAUUGGUUAAAUUGCACAGUAUGGCCGUAUAUUCAAGCUACAUUACAAUUUUUUUAUUUGGAUUACACAGUAAAACGAUUUUUUAAUUUUAAAAAAUUUUCCGCACUGUGCAAAAAAAGUUUUUAUAAAAAUAAAUUUACUAUUUAAAAAGCCUUCAAACUUCGUAUUUUACUCCUUUCCAGUCCCACUCACCCCCUCUUCCCGUCCUUUUCUACAUUCACGGCGGCGAGUAUGUCAGCGGAACGCCGGAAGAUUUCGGCGACCGCGCCGUUGCCGCCAUUCUGCCAGCUCGCCAAGAUGUCAUCGUUGUGACGAUGGCCUACAGGUUCGGAAUUCUGGGAUUCUACACAACCGGCGACGACACCGCCCCCGGAAAUCAAGGGCUUUGGGAUUUGGCCGAGGCCUUGAGAUGGACCUAUAACAAUAUCGAGCACUUUGGCGGAGAUCCAAGAAGAAUUACCGUGGGAGGACACAGUACUGGCAGCAUGUCAGCGGAGAUUUUGAGUCUAUCGCCGGUCUCUAAAGGCGAGAUUUUUGAGGGUUUUCGGAAAUUUGAUGAUUUUCGUCCGAUUUUGGCCUAAAAAAGGACGAAAAACUCAUUUUUUGUGCAAAAAUGGGGUUUUUUUUGUUUUUGCGAAGCAAAAUACAUAUUUUUCUUGGUCCAAUAUAACAUAAUGGACUGUACAAGCAUAGAUACUACUUCAAUCCGCCCUAAAAACAAAUUUUUACAAUGAGUUUUGACGAUUUCUUCCAUAAAAAUCGAAAUUUUAAAUUUCCUCCAAAAUUCUUGAAAUCGUUUUUUGAAAAAAAAAUGUUUUGCCGUAUAACACUCCUAUAUGAUGUGUUCUUACUAUAUCGAUCAAAAUUUUAAUUUCAGACAUGGUCCAUCAACUCAUUUUAAUGUCCGGAACCAACGAUUUCCAAUGGGAGCCCAUGAAAUCCGAGGAAACCUUCGAAAAUGUGAAAACGUUUGCCCACGAAUACCUAAAUUUCACUGCUAAAUCGAACGACACUAAAACUGAGUUGAGCAGUUUUCUGCAAUCCCAAGAUCCCAAAGAUUUCGAAAUCUCUUAUAAAUAUAAUGGGCAAGAACGAACGCUCAAGAUGUGGGCAAGCUACGACGGAAAGUUCAUCCCGGACACUAUUGAUAAACUGAGAAAGCAAUCGCUACGGCCCGCUACGUUAGUGGGAUGCACUAGAUUUGAAGCGAUUUUGCUCGGUAAGUUUGGAAAAGUAGGGAAAGGAAUCUGACCGGACAUCUACAGUGGGGGACCUGAUCCAGGGCAAAAAGGUACCAUUUUGCAUCCGGGAAGUAUCAAAAAAUGUGGCAAAAUACUUCCCUCUCCAAGUGAAAAAACUCCGAUUUCAAAAGCGCACCCGCUCUUUUUGUGAGUUUAUGGGCGCGCUUUGCGACUGGAAUCAGGCCCCUCACUGUAGACGAAAAUGAAUGGUGUUGUCCAAUAUAAAAAAAAUUGUUUUUCAGCUAAUGUCGAGGGCGAUAAUUACUACGAAGAAGCGAAAAGAACGGUUAUCAAGCAAAUUUUACGAAGCCAAAAAUACGAUGACUCAAAGAACCAAAGAGACGCCGAAGAAAUUUUAUCUCAAUUCUUGCAGUACUCCGCCAAAGAUAAUGAUACUCAACAAUACUGGAGGAAUUAUACGGAGGUGAGUUGACGAACAAAGUCCUAUCGCCAUAUCGGUUAGAAGGAGCGUCAUUAAUUGGGGAAAAAGGCUUGGGGAAACUGAAAAAUGACCUUUCUUCGAUGUAAGCGUCGAAAUUAGAAUAUUCGAUGGUGCUGAUUUCGAAAAUGACAUUCAUUUUUUGAUCGUUCUUUUUUCCUUCAGUAGUAAUAAAGUAUGAUAAAGUUGUAAUUUCUAGAUUUUUUUUCGCAAAUACUUGAUUUAGGGGUUUUCGAUGGUGCUGAUUUCAAAUCAGAAAAAAAUUAGUCAGAUUUUCGGAAUCAGCACUAUCGAAAAACUCUAAAUAGAGUAUUUAUGAAAAAAUUUCAAAAAAUUACCACUCUACAGUACUACGUAAGAAAAACAGUAAAGAUCAACAAAAUGAAUGUCAUUUUCGAAAUCGGCACCCUCGAUUAUCCUAAUUUCAACAUUUACAUCGACGAAAAAUAAUAUUUUUAAGUUUCCCCAACGUCUUUUCCCCAAUGGUCAUUUGACCAUUUAGACUAAUUUUCAAGCCAAAAAUUUACAUUUUCAGCUAAUGUCGGAUGUAUUUUUCACCACUGGCAUCUACAAAUACGUAAUGGAACAUGUCCAAGUCUCCGAACGCCCAAUUUUCGUCUACCGCUUCGAUCACUACUUUUCCGGCCACCAUAAUCGCAGAAAAAUUGACGGCUCCACUCAUGCCGACGACAUUCCCUUCGUCCUCGGAGACUACGUCAUCAAUGGCGAGAAGUUUUCCGCUCAGGACAAUAUAGUUUUACAGCAAUUUUCGAGUUUUGUCGGGAAUUUUGUAAAAUUCGGCAAUCCAAAUGGCUCUCCGCAAAUUUAUGGAGGACAAGAAUGGACGGCGGUGAGAAGAAACACCGACAAAUUGGAUCAUUUCGUCUACAACUACUACGAGAAUGGAAUGAGUGACAACUGGUUUGAUGGAAGGCACAAAAAAUGGAUCCAAAUUCGAGAGAAAUACGCGAAAUCGGCGGGUGUGGUGAAGAAUUCCAUUUUUGUUCUUGUUUUGGCAUGGUUUGUAGUUCAUUUUUAA